This is a messenger RNA of Paramecium pentaurelia, 847 nucleotides long. The record is from the annotation of a GenBank genome assembly. NCBI's taxonomy places the organism in Eukaryota, Ciliophora, Oligohymenophorea, Peniculida, Parameciidae.
AUGAAAUCAAGAUAUUAAGGCACUAUGAAUUGGGAUUCUGGUCAUCAAAAGAACAUGAUGCCUACACCAACUUUAGUAUAGAGCCGUAACGCAGGAUUUGGAAGUUCGAGGCUGCUCUUGGAAAGGCCUUAAGUUGCUCAAGAUCUCUGUUUCCUUUUGGAACUUAUUAAAGAGCACACAUUGUAAGAAUAUAUGGAAUUCCAAAAAUAAUUUGCCUCAAUGAACAGGACAAAGAGGAUUAGAUAGGAAUUUUAUAUAAUUUCCUAUCCCAGUAUCAUAAAUAGAAGAUACCAAAUCCAGAGUAAAAAAAAAAUUAAAUACCAGAUUUACAAUGCUAUCAGUAUGUGGUAAGUAGGUGGAUUUCUUAGACAUUAGAAUGUAAAUACCAAUCAUAAAUUAGAAUUGAUAUAAUACAUAAAUAUAAAAUAUCCUAAAAAUAUUAUUUAUUUAAAAAUGAUUGUUCAUAAACAUAAAUAAGUCUCACAUCAAUUACAUGAGGGUAGAUCUCAUGUUCAUAUUUAUUUUAGUUUUAACAAAAAUGUAUAGACAAAUUUCAUAGGUCCAAAAAGUACAUCUUUUCUUUUUUCCUUAACUUUUUUAAAAGGGGGAGUAUUACUAUUUUUUAGGUUAAAAAUAAAAUCUUAUUAAAUUAUUUGCUCAAGUCUUUGAAUAUAAUAUUAAAGAUUUAGCUCUCUAACAAAAACGAAAAGAAUAACAAUUGUUUACUAUAAGUAUAAAUCAAACAAUCAAAUUACAAUAAUAAGACAUAUUCCAGUCUCAUGACAUUUAGCUGAAAAAAUAAUUAUUGAUUUUUUAUAUAAAGGAUGAGUUAGAACUCAAUUUUUGA